AUUUAAACCAGCCCUGCUGUAUCCACGGCAACAGAAGCAGGAGUGUCACUGGUCACCAGACCACUGAGGGUCCCGCGAUGUGGCCUGGCCUGUGAUUUAUCCUGAGUGAAACAACUUGAGCUCCCUUUCUGGAUUCCAAGACAACCCUGCUGAGAGAACCCAGGCGCAACCCAGCAAGUCAGCUGAUGGAGUCGCACAGGGCCCCUGGAGUACCAGACUGGCUGACCCCAUAGGGUUGAGAGCAGACUCUGCCCCUCAGUAUGGCCAACACCACUGGAGAGCCCGAGGAGGUGAGCGGCGCACUGUCUCCGCCAUCAGCAUCAGCUUAUGUGAAGCUGGUGCUUCUGGGAUUGAUCAUGUGUGUGAGCCUGGCAGGCAAUGCCAUCUUGUCCCUGCUGGUGCUCAAGGAGCGAGCCCUGCACAAGGCUCCUUACUACUUUCUGCUGGACCUGUGCCUGGCCGAUGGCAUACGCUCUGCAGUCUGCUUCCCCUUUGUGUUGGCUUCUGUGCGCCACGGUUCCUCAUGGACCUUCAGUGCACUCAGCUGCAAGAUUGUGGCUUUUAUGGCUGUGCUCUUUUGCUUCCAUGCGGCCUUCAUGCUCUUCUGCAUCAGCGUCACCCGCUACAUGGCCAUUGCCCACCACCGCUUCUAUGCCAAGCGCAUGACACUCUGGACAUGUGCAGCUGUCAUCUGCAUGGCCUGGACCCUGUCUGUGGCCAUGGCCUUCCCACCCGUCUUUGAUGUGGGCACCUACAAGUUUAUCCGUGAGGAGGACCAGUGCAUCUUUGAGCAUCGCUACUUCAAGGCCAAUGACACACUGGGCUUCAUGCUUAUGUUGGCUGUGCUCAUGGCUGCCACACAUGCUGUCUAUGGCAAGCUACUCCUCUUCGAGUAUCGUCACCGAAAGAUGAAGCCAGUGCAGAUGGUGCCAGCCAUCAGCCAGAACUGGACAUUCCAUGGCCCUGGGGCCACCGGCCAGGCUGCUGCCAACUGGAUCGCUGGCUUUGGACGCGGGCCCAUGCCACCAACCCUGCUGGGUAUCCGGCAGAAUGGGCACACAGCCAGCCGACGGCUGCUGGGCAUGGACGAAGUCAAGGGUGAAAAGCAGCUGGGUCGCAUGUUCUACGCGAUCACACUGCUCUUCCUGCUCCUCUGGUCACCCUACAUCGUGGCCUGCUACUGGCGAGUGUUUGUGAAAGCCUGUGCCGUGCCCCACCGCUACCUGGCCACUGCUGUUUGGAUGAGCUUCGCCCAGGCUGCUGUCAACCCGAUCGUCUGCUUCCUGCUCAACAAGGACCUCAAGAAGUGCCUGAGGACUCACGCCCCCUGCUGGGGCACAGGAGGUGCCCCGGUUCCCAGAGAACCCUACUGUGUCAUGUGAAACAGGCUGGUAGGCAGGCAGGCAGAGAGAAGGUUAUGGCCACCAUAAUGGGGCCAACAGCAAGGGAGGGGUGGGGCCCCAUACAGGAGCCUUCCUUUCUGAGCUCUAGCCCCAGCCCCUCAAACCACCCAUAAUCUAAUCACCUUUGCCAACACCUCCCCAGGGUUAGGACUGGGGAAAAGGCGUUUCUAGUUUCAGGGGGAGGGGCUGUCUCUGCCGCCUCAUUCUUUUCUUCUUUUUCUUCUUCUUCUUCUCCUUCUUUCGCUCUCUCUCUCUCUCCCUCUCUCUUUCUUUCUCUUUCUCUCAAGUGACAAUUCA
Molecule: messenger RNA, 1700 nt
Organism: Trichechus manatus latirostris (Florida manatee)
Lineage: Eukaryota; Metazoa; Chordata; Mammalia; Sirenia; Trichechidae
Gene: GPR173
Product: G protein-coupled receptor 173
Exons: 2
Coding region: 261-1382 (373 amino acids)
Biological process (GO): G protein-coupled receptor signaling pathway
Cellular component (GO): plasma membrane
Molecular function (GO): gonadotropin-releasing hormone receptor activity
Source: RefSeq, a predicted model, not a curated record